AAUAUAAAUAACGAAACAUAUAGAUUUAGUUAUAGUUUUGUUUUUAUAAUGAACUCAAUCGAAUUUGGUCGAAUCAUAUUUAUCCAUAAGCUUUUAGCCUUUUAUGGUUCGGUUACCCAUCCAAAUUUAAAAACAUUGCUUUGAAUUAAUGAAACUUAUUAUUUCCGGUUCAGCCUUUUCGAUUGAUACUGAUUCGCUUGAGUUGGGCAAACCUUGAUUCAAAAUUUUGACAAAUAAGAAAAAAAAAAAAAGAAGAAAAGAAAUGAAACUGGCAAGUGGGAACUACUACACGCAGUUACGAAAUAGCUUCUGGACGGUUGGAUCUAUAUGACUCAAAUUUUUGAAUUAACAACGCAGUUAAAAGUUAAAACAUAGGUCACAUUUAAAGUUAAAAUUUUUGAUAUUAUGUUUCGUAUGCUUUGUGUUCUCAAUGGCCGCUAGAAUUAAAAGUUUUUUUUUUCUUUUCUCGAAGAGAAGCUAGAAGGCCUUUAGCCUUUAGGGGAAUAGGUCACAUUUAAAGAGUCGUUGAUUCUCUCUUUUUUUUAUGGAAACUUGAAUCAAAUUAAAAUAUUUGAGCAACUUAUCUUUUUUUUUUGGGGAAAUUGCACCAUUCAAAUUAAGGUUUUCCAUAUAUUAUAAUGUAAGAGGAAAUGGUGUUCAUAGCCAUUACCGUCACCGAAGGGGUUUCUACUUUCCAGGUAUUUUUCUGUUCUAUGAAUAUCCUGAUUUAAAGAAGUAGCUUCGUCAACAAGCUGUCGAUGAGUUUGGUUUUAGUUCCUUGUCUUUAAACUUUGGGGUUUGUGUACCACGCAGCUAGGACUUGCUUCGACAUUCUGUCGUUUCUCAUGACUGAAUUAUCUGUUUGGUUUAACAUCCCUGGUUCGUUCUUAAUGUUUGUAGGCUUAGGUGUCUGGUUUGCGGCUUCUUGCUAAAUCAUGGAUAGGAUAAGUCAGUUGUCUGAUACUCUUCUAUUGCGAAUACUGUCCGAACUGCCUACCGCUAAAGAUGUUGUGGAGACUAUGGUUUUGUCAAAACGUUGGCUUCCUCUGUGGAAGUCAGUGCCAUAUAUUGACUUCGACGACGAUAGCUAUGAAGAUAUUGAUACUGGAAGGUUUUCGCGCUUUGUUGACAGGUCUUUGAUUCUGCACAAGGCACCGAUUGAAACUUUGCAUUUCAAACUGACUAAAACUUCUACUGUCGAUGAUAUUGGAGUAUGGAUUGAAAUGGCUGUUCAACGCCAUGUGCGAGACUUGAGUAUCAAUAUCGACUGUACUUCCAGUACAACUCCAGUUACAGUUCCAAGGAGUUUAUACACAUGCUGUGGAAUGCUUGUGAACUUGAAUUUAACGAGUGUGACUCUUACGGAUGCUUCUACCUUGCCUUCUUUCUCAACCCUCAAAUAUUUGUUCCUUUCAUUUGUGAAGUACCCCGGUGAGGAGUUUGUCAGGAGGCUUUUAUUCAGUUGUGGUGUUCUUGAACAUUUGUAUGUGGACCAAUGUCUCGAUGACAAUGUUACCAUUUUCACAGUUAAGGUUCCUUCCCUCAAGAGUGCAAUUUUGCAUAAAUCAAAAGACAGAUACAUUGAUGAUGAAGAUGGAUUUGUGAUAGACGCUCCUUCUUUGGAGCUGUUGGAUGUUUAUAAUAGUACAGCCGGGUUUUGUACCAUUGAGAGUGCUAUGCCUAAUAUUGUUAAAGCAAAUGUUGUCGUUAAUCAUGGUCCUUCGGAAAUUCUGAGUGCUAUUACUUCAGUGAAGCGCCUUUAUUUAUGUUUAUCAUACGCAAAGGAUGCAUAUCCUGUUGGUAGUGUCUUCCCCCGUCUUGUGUGUUUAACAAUAUGCACAUCUGAGAUAGAAUGUUUCAAUCUACUUAUGUGUCUACUCAGAGAUUCCCCUAGUUUAAAAUCCCUCAAACUACAGGUAUAUAUCUUUUUUGGCAUUCGGGAUCAAGGACAGCGCUCCUGUUGGAAUGAACCGAGUUCAGUUCCUGCAUGUCUGUUAUCGAGUCUUGAAACUUUUGAAUGGGUAAACUAUGAAGGCACCGAAGAAGAGAAAGAAGUAGUAGCAUUCAUAUUACGAAGUGGAAGAUGUUUGAAGAAGGUGAAUAUCUCCUCGGAAACCACUGACUCCGACAAGAAACUUGAGAUGCUUUAGGUGUUCACCUACCUGUCAGCUUACAUUCCUCUCAAGCCAUAAACACAAGUCCGAUCACAUAUAUGCUUAUUAAUGUUUUGGAUGUUUUUUUUUCAUAUUAUUUGAGUGUUUUGAAUUUCUUAUUGUUCCUUGCUUUAUUCUAUGCCUUGGAGCUCGUUAACAUGUCUUUGCUAUAUUAAAGUCUCCAGUUCUUGAAGUCUUUUCUUUAAAAGUUGAUGUGUUUCAUUUUAAUCCUCUAGACAUUGGGGUUUGAGUUAGAACCGCGGUUGAUUACGAACAUGUUCUUCAGCUAAAAUUUGACGAUUCUGCCAGUGAAGAUCCUAUCAGACUACCUAGGAGCUUUUAUACUUGUGAAACACUCAAUGUCCUAAAACUUACGAACGCAAGUCUUAUCGAUUUUUCUUCUUCUUCUUCAGUUUGUUUUCGAUCUCUAACGACCUUGCAUCUUCUAUCAGU
Messenger RNA from Brassica napus (rape), 2606 nucleotides. RefSeq names its product probable FBD-associated F-box protein At1g32375. Gene Ontology annotation, molecular function: protein binding. NCBI's taxonomy places the organism in Eukaryota, Viridiplantae, Streptophyta, Magnoliopsida, Brassicales, Brassicaceae. The transcript is spliced from 3 exons. The coding region runs from base 936 to 2150 and encodes 404 amino acids. The record is from RefSeq and is a predicted model, not a curated record.